Limulus polyphemus (Atlantic horseshoe crab) is the source of this 2537-nucleotide messenger RNA. RefSeq names its product sodium/glucose cotransporter 4-like. Gene Ontology annotation, biological process: transmembrane transport. Lineage: Eukaryota; Metazoa; Arthropoda; Merostomata; Xiphosura; Limulidae. The record is from RefSeq and is a predicted model, not a curated record. Gene Ontology annotation, molecular function: D-glucose:sodium symporter activity. The coding region runs from base 14 to 2026 and encodes 670 amino acids. The transcript is spliced from 16 exons. Gene Ontology annotation, cellular component: plasma membrane.
UUUAUAGGUGAGAAUGGCUGCUGUAAAAGGAACAGCUCUCCAUCCGGGGGAUAUAGCAGUAAUCGUAGGCUAUUUUAUUGGUGUACUUUUUGUAGGAUUAUGGUCUUCCAAGAAAAGCAAAAGGGACAGCGUGCAAGGCUACUUUAUGGCCAGCAGAAGUAUGCACUGGAUCCCAGUGGGAGCGUCCCUGUUCGCCAGUAACAUUGGUAGUGGACAUUUUAUUGGACUAGCAGGAUCAGGAGCUAAGUCGGGACUUGGAAUUGCCGGCUUUGAGCUGAAUGCCAUGUUUGUGUUGCUGAUUCUGGGAUGGAUUUUCGUUCCAGUAUAUUCUGCUUCAGGAGUGUUUACCAUGCCCGAAUACUUACAAAAGAGAUUUGGUGGACAACGCAUUCGAGUCUAUCUAUCUGUCCUGGCAUUGCUGCUUUACGUAUUCACUAAAAUUUCUGCUGAUUUGUUUGCUGGAGCCAUAUUUAUUGAGCAGUCUCUAAAUUGGAACCUUUAUAUUUCUGUGUGUGUACUCUUGGCUGUGGCAGCAAUCUUUACAAUUGCAGGAGGCUUAUCAGCCGUGAUUUGGACAGAUUUUGUACAGACAAUUCUCAUGAUAGUUGGAUCUCUUGCAUUAAUGGUCUUAAGUUUAAUCAAAGUGGGCGGUUACAACAAACUCUUCUACGAUUUUGAAAACAAACAGCCAAACAAUUCAGUCGUCGGUUACGAUCUGAACAACAAGUCCUGCAGUGAAGUUCCAGAUAACUUUCGGCACUUGAUACGACCAAUUGGUGACCCAGAACUUCCCUGGACAGGGAUGGUAUUUGGACUGACAAUUUCUGCUGUUUGGUACUGGUGCUCAGACCAGGUAUGUAUUACAGUGAAACUAUCUGGAGUUCUGCAGAAAUGUAAAUUUGAACUUUUAUCUUUUUUGGAUAAAGUUGGAUGCUCAGAUCCUGAUUCCUGCGAGGAAAUCUGUGGAAACCGAGGAGGAUGUACCAAUAUCGCAUACCCUCUUCUAGUAUUGGAGCUAAUGCCAGCUGGUGCCCGAGGUCUAAUGCUGUCGGUGAUGUUGGCAGCUCUGAUGAGUUCUUUGACCUCUAUUUUUAACAGUAGCUCCACAAUUUUCACUAUGGACAUUUGGAGGAGAAUCAGAAAAUCUGCAUCUGAAAUGGAACUCUUAAUUGUUGGCAGAACAUUUGUGUUGGUGCUAGUAGUGGUCAGUAUCUUGUGGAUUCCUAUCAUCCAGAAUGACCAAAGUGGUCAACUUUUUCACUACAUUCAAAGCGUCACCAGUUAUCUUGCGCCUCCUGUCUGUGCUGUCUACGUGCUGGCCAUCUUCUAUACACGUGCAAAUGAGCAGGGUGCAUUUUGGGGAUUGAUAAUCGGCCUGAUAGUUGGUUUAAUUCGAUUCAUAUGGGGAUUUUCUUACACAACGCCGCCCUGUGCUGAUGGAAAGCCAGAUCCAAGACCAGCUGUGCUGACUGAUGUCCAUUACCUUCAUUUUGGCUGCAUUCUUUUCGUUAUUAGUUUAUUUGUUAUAAUUUCUGUGAGUCUGCUGACUGAGCCUAUUGACGAGAAGUAUCUUUACCGCUUGACAUUCUGGACGCGGAGUAGCCCACACGUACGAGAGAAUAUAGAUAACGCAAAAGCGCCCUCUGAGACGAAGAAACAGGAAACUUCUGAAAUACAAUCAGCAAAACCACUGUCGACAUCUGAACCUGAACAGGGCCAAGAAAACCUUGGCUUUGACAAAGACUGUCUUGAGAUGGAACCCGUGAAAACUUAUCAUCACACUUCGAAAAAAUCUGUGCCAGAUGUAGCACUACCUAUGUGGAAAAAAGUAGUUUACCUAUUCUGUGGUAUAAACCAAGAUCCAAACAGUUCCCAGAAAGAACAGUUUCACCAACUGUCACCUAAAGAAGACGCAGAGCAGGGUAUAGAGAACAUUAAGGAAGUUCCAAAAUACAAGUGGAUUUGUAAUACCAACGCAGCUAUCCUCUUAUGUGUUAGUGGGUUUAUUUGGGGGUUUUAUGCCUAAAACUUUCUUUAUGGAAUUAAAUACUCCAGUAUUUGGUUCAUCAUACCAUGAAAUUGUACUUAAAACCCGAAAAUAUUAGACAUAUAGACUUCACGUAUUGUGUAGUCACCAUUCAAUAGUGAUUACAAUAAUAACAAAUGAACAAUAAAACUUUAGGGAUCAAAUAAAUUUGGUUAAGUAUUAGGUACAUUUUAUUUUUAAGGCACAUUUCAUGGAUGUAUUGAUUAAUAAUCGCACGUGUGUUAACUUGCGAAGAAGUAUUAACUGCAUUGUAUGAACACAUGAACAUGAUGAUUCCUGAGCAAAAGACAGAAUAAAAUAUUGUUAAUUUCAUAUAAAUGUAACAACAUUUAUCUAUCUGACAAAUAUGCACAAUUACAGCUUUUACUCUGGAAUAUAGUUAUACUCAACAACAUUGAUAUUUAGAAUGAUGUACGAUUUACCCAAGUUAAAAUCUGGAAAAAGUUGCUUGAGAUUUUAUGCGUAUUGAUUAUUCAUACUUAUCAGUAAC